Heterostelium album PN500 is the source of this 2688-nucleotide messenger RNA. RefSeq lists its product as uncharacterized. Lineage: Eukaryota; Evosea; Eumycetozoa; Acytosteliales; Acytosteliaceae. The transcript is spliced from 2 exons. The record is from RefSeq and is a predicted model, not a curated record. Bases 1 to 2688 code for a protein of 895 amino acids.
AUGUCAAUUGCAACACAAUCCAGUUUUAUUUCUACAACUACAACAACAACAACAACUUCAACUUUAACACCAAAGAAACCAACGUUUCCUUUGAAACCAAUCAGCAAUAAUCAUAAUAUAAUGAAUAGCACUCUUAAUAUCAAUAAUGGUUUAAAGACAAUGAAUUCUACUCCUAUUAAUCCAAUGAACAGCAACAACAAUGGUAAUAAUGGUAUAGUCAAUGGAGGAAGUAAUUUGAAUGGUCUUCAAACAAGUUUAGUUAACAAUAAUGGGGUGAAAUCAUUAGUUACAAACCCAGCAAAUCAGCCAUCAUCUUUGAACAUUAAACAGAAUCCAAUCAGCACAAUCAAUCCAAAUAACAAUCUAACUUUGAAACCAACAACCUCACCAACCAAACCAUUAAAAUUGCAUCCAAUUGGCAACAACAGCAAUACAUUGCUUGUACAUAGAUCACCUUCACUUCAAUCAUCAAACAACCCAAACAAUAAUAAUAUUAAUCCAAUUAAUAAUAAUAAUGUAAAUACAUCUUCUCCAACAAAUCAACAACAGCAACAACAACAAAUAUUUACUGCUCAAACACUUACACCACCACCACAACCACAAACAACGGCGAUCAGUGAAAAUCAAAAUGAUUCUGAUCAGCAAACUUCAAAUUUGCAAAAUAAUCAACAAUUACCUCAAAUUGUCAGUAUUAUUAAUAGUAAUAAUAUUACAAACAAUGAACAACAACAACAAGCAGUAUUGUCGGACACCAAUAAGCAAUUGACACCUCCAACACAAGCAAUAGUUGGUCAUAGUUCAAGUUCUCCACAACCAGUUUACCAACCAGAAAGCUUACAGCAACAACCACCACCACAACAACAACAAUUAUUAAUGCCUCAAAAUCCACAACAAAAUGUACAGCAUCAACAACCAAAGCUGUUACCACUUCCACAACCAUUCCAACAACAACAACAGCAACAACCUGUAGUGCAUAAUAACAACAACAACAACACAAAUAAUAAUGCAAUGGAAUUAGUUUUAUAUGAUAGUGUUCAUCAAAUUGAUACUAAUUUAGAUGAUAACUCUAUUGUUGUUAUUGACAACCAACAAAAUAGAUUGAAUAAGCAGCAACAACAAUCAGAUCCAUUAUUAUUAGCACAAUUAGAUAGUCUUAGAAAAGAAUUAGAAUCAAUUAAAAGAGAUCAGAGAAAUAAUAAUAACGGUAAUAGUAAUAAUAAUACUAGUAAUAAUAAUAAUAAUAACAUUAAUAAUAAUGCAAUAGUACAAACAACACCAUUACCCGAAAAUACUUAUACUGCAAAGAUGGGUCUUAAAUUCCCUGUUGGAUCGAGUACACAACAUAAAUCAAUACAAAAUAAACAGUUGUUAAAAGGAAAUACACAUAGAACUGUAGGUUCAAAAGAUAAGACUAGAAAUCAACCACAACAACAACAACAACAACCACAAGAAAAUGUACAAAAGAAACAAAAGCAAUUCGAUCCUGCAAUGGUUGAACCAAUCGAUUCUUCAGGUUCCGAUGUCAUUGACGAGAGUGGUAAUAAUAUUAUAACAGGUAUUCACAGUAUUAAUAAUAGUAAUAAUAAUAAUAGUAACACAAAGAAUAGUAAUAUUGCUCAACAAACAAAUACAACAACAACCACUACAACAACUACAUCUUUGAGUUCCUCAUCGUCAUCGAUCAGCCACAAAGAAGAAACAAUGGAAAGUUUGAAAGAGCAAAUCGAAAAGUACAAGAAACGGUUGUAUAACACCAAGAAAGCGUUGAACGGUGAUUUCGAUAACAAGGUUACCAAGGAUGAGUCACAGUUCAAAGCUGACAUUGCAUCGUUGAUCAAAGUGGAGUUGUCAAAGUUUGGACAACAACAACAACAGCAACCAGUAGUCCAACAACAGCCAGUCCAAGUUGUCAAUCGUGAACGUGAGCGUGAGCUUGAAGAGACUAUCAUGCAGCUGACCAGCGAGUUGGAGCAACAAAAGGUUGCGACCACCAAAGAGUCACUCAAAGUGAAAGAGAUGCAAAAGGAGAACAGUGAUCUCAGUCUCGUCAUUCAGACACAAACCGUUCAAAUCAGUGAUUUCGAGCGAAGACUCAAAGACCAGAGCGAGGAUCACGAGGUGUUCAAGCUCACCAUUAAAACCUAUGUCGAUAAAUCCAAUCAAGAGCACGACGAAGAAAUGGAUAAGGCAAACAAGCGAUUAUCGGCUUUGGAAGACGAAAAGCAACGUUUGAAAAAGAAAGCGGAAAAGGAGAUACAACUCUGGAUGCACGGUGCCAAGCUACUUCAUGGUAAACUGAUUGCCUUGCAAAAGACACGUGAGAACCUCUUGAAUUCAUCGGACUUGCAGGAUAUCAAUCAAAUCGGAAAGAGUCUCGAGAAUGAAAGUAACUUUAAUAUGGACGAUAUCAUUCAAAGUCAGAGUGAAGAAGACGACACUGAUUUGGUUGAUGGAAACAACAACGACAACGAUAAUAAUCAAAAUGAAAAAGAAGAUCAAGAUCAAGGACAUUUGACACUUGAUACUUCAUCGGUACUUUUGUUAUCACAAGACGACUUUCAAUAUCAGUCAUCAUUGAUUCCACAGAUCACUCAAGCAACCAACCCAAACAAUCAAAAUAAUAAUCCAAUCACUCAGUAUUCAAUGAUCAGUAACUUUGUGGAUGACAUAAUCAACAACCAACAAUAA